Messenger RNA from Eleginops maclovinus (Patagonian blennie), 1388 nucleotides. RefSeq names its product COP9 signalosome subunit 5 (gene cops5). Gene Ontology annotation, cellular component: COP9 signalosome; cytoplasm. Gene Ontology annotation, biological process: protein deneddylation. Gene Ontology annotation, molecular function: metallopeptidase activity; deNEDDylase activity; protein binding. The coding region runs from base 156 to 1160 and encodes 334 amino acids. The transcript is spliced from 8 exons. The record is from RefSeq and is a predicted model, not a curated record. Lineage: Eukaryota; Metazoa; Chordata; Actinopteri; Perciformes; Eleginopidae.
AGCGAUUGGUGUAUUGGUAUCGUUCACUAUCAUGGCUGCCUGAUACUGUGACGGUGCUACAAUCUGUGAAGAAAUACAACAUUUACAGAGUAUAUCCUGCAGAAAAAGGGGGUUUUAAUCAAGAAUUAGGGUCUCUUCUGCCUGUGUAGUUCACGAUGGCGGGUAGCAGCACUGCUCAAAAGACAUGGGAGCUGUCUAACAGCAUGUCGGAGGUUCAGAGCAUUGACGAAAUCUACAAAUAUGACAAAAAACAACAACAGGAAAUCCUUGCUGCAAAGCCCUGGACUAAAGAUCACCACUACUUUAAGUACUGCAAGGUGUCGGCGCUGGCCCUGCUGAAGAUGGUGAUGCAUGCCCGGUCGGGGGGGAACCUGGAGGUGAUGGGCCUGAUGCUGGGGAAGGUGGACGGGGAGACCAUGAUGAUCAUGGACAGCUUCGCCCUGCCUGUGGAGGGGACAGAGACACGGGUCAACGCUCAGGCUGCGGCGUACGAGUACAUGGCUGCGUACAUUGAGAACGCUAAACAGGUGGGCCGUCUGGAGAACGCCAUCGGCUGGUACCACAGUCACCCCGGCUACGGCUGCUGGCUCUCAGGGAUCGAUGUCAGCACUCAGAUGCUCAACCAGCAGUUCCAGGAGCCGUUUGUGGCCGUCGUGAUCGACCCCACUCGCACCAUCUCUGCAGGGAAGGUGAACCUGGGUGCCUUCAGGACCUACCCCAAGGGGUACAAACCCCCGGAUGAGGGACCCUCGGAGUACCAAACCAUCCCUCUUAAUAAGAUUGAAGACUUUGGUGUUCACUGUAAACAGUAUUACGCUCUGGAGGUCACCUACUUUAAGUCGUCUCUGGACAGGAAGCUGCUGGAGCUGCUGUGGAAUAAGUACUGGGUGAACACGCUGAGCUCCUCCAGCCUGCUGACCAACUCGGACUACACGACGGGCCAGGUGUUCGACCUGUCGGAGAAGCUGGAGCAGUCGGAGGCUCAGCUGGGCAGAGGCAGCUUCAUGCUGGGACUCGAUACUCACGACAGGAAGUCCGAGGACAAGCUGGCCAAAGCCACGCGGGACAGCUGCAAGACGACGAUCGAGGCGAUCCACGGCCUGAUGUCUCAAGUGAUCAAAGACAAACUCUUCAACCAGAUCAACACGUCUGCGAACUGAGACCUGGACCAGCAGCUGGACCUCCUCUGAAGACCAAGACCAGCAGCUGGACCUCCUGUGAAGACCUGGACCAGCAGCUGGACCUCCUCUGCAGACCUGGUUCCUGUGCUUGUUCAGCUCUCUGUAUGUCUCUGCCCGGGUAGGAUUAUCUGUGAUUUGUAUUCAACGAUAGGAUUAGGAUUGUUUGGACUGAAAACUCAUAAAAAAUAAAAACCGUAAAAAGUGAAA